Messenger RNA from Linum trigynum, 201 nucleotides. NCBI's taxonomy places the organism in Eukaryota, Viridiplantae, Streptophyta, Magnoliopsida, Malpighiales, Linaceae. The record is from the annotation of a GenBank genome assembly.
AUGCUUGCUGGUGUAACUGACAGCGUUGAGGAUGCAAGGAAGCUGAUCUAUCUAGUUAAAGCCAUUCCGUGCAAGAUUAAUCUCAUUCAGUUUAAUCCUCACUGUGGCUCCCAAUUCAUACCAACCAGCAUAGACAGAAUGAUCGAGUUCCGUAAUCUACUAGCACAAGGAAACUGCUCAUUGUUAGCAGAGCAGAGUUGA